GUGUGUCAGACUAAAUGAGGUCUACACAGACACAGAGCUCAGGUUCUUUCUCCUGUCACUCAGCCAAGUCAAGCCCCGCCCACCUGGACUGAGGCCAAUAGAAAAGCAGGUCUGAACCACUGCAGGAUGAACAACAGACCCAAGACCACUUUUACCUGAGACACUUUGGACUCUUCGGAUCCGCUCAGGUUUCACUAUUUUGAUUUUAUUCAAUGCUGGUUUAGUCCUGGUUUAGUCCUGGUUUAGUCCUGUUUUAGUCCUGGUUUAGUCCUGGUUUAGUCCUGGUUUGAUUUAGUUUGUUCGUUUAUUUCCUGUUUAUUGUCUGUUUAAAUUUAUUCUUUAUUACAGAAUUUGUAAUUUUAACAUUUGUACAAUGUAAUAUCAGCGUAAAACUGCCAAAUCUGAGCUAAAAACAUCAUCAGUUCCACAUUUUGACACAAAACUAACUUAAAAUCAGACGAUGGUUCCUUGGAAAUCACCUGAUACGUAAAAGGAUAAACUUUUGCAGAGGAUCUGUCCAGACACGUCUGUGUUGUCCAUGACUGUCGAUUCAGCCUCUACAUCUGUGUUUGUCUGUUGUUUGUGUUGAGGACUUAUUUCACGUUGAAGGAAAAAGAAAUAAUAAUGAGGCGAGUCUGACUUACUCCGCACUCCGUCACAGGCUUGUCAGGCGCAUGCGCACUCUGUCACAGGCUUCUGUCAGACGCAUGCGCACUCUGUCACAGGCUUCUGUCAGGCGCAUGCGCACUCUGUCACUCAAACAUGCGGCCUCUGCAGUGAAAAUGAGAAAGGGCCAAACCUGUGACAGUUUUAGUGACUUCGCCCUCAACUUAAAGUCAAAUGACCCCAUAGUUAUAGAUCUUGUUAUGAAUAGUGUCAUAACCCGGCUCCAAGCCAUGACGGAAAAUACACAAAACCAGAUAUUCAAUUAAAUAAGGUGUUUAUUAAUCUAAACGAAUUGCCAAAUAAGGUAACGAAAAGGAAUUAGGAGACGCGCAGGUGACCGGCUGGGAGCAGGGUGAGCCAGCCCGAGCUUCUGACGUGCACGAGCUUUUAAAGGUGCAGUGCGUCGGGCCCUUGACGCACGCACCAGGAGUGCAUCUUCCAGCUCCACCUGCACAAAGUAAGAAGAUAACACACGGUAAUUCAUCUAAAGAUGGGGACCGUGACAAUAAACAUAAUUGUGUUUUUCAGUGGUUUUAAAUGACUUUUAUUUCGUCUUCAGGCAGUGAUUUGGACUUUUGUGUUGUGGAUUAAACUAAAAUGAGACUUUCUCUUGAUUUUGCUCGUGUGAUUUGAUUCAUUCUGUGUCUUUUUCAUUUCUAAUUAUUGAAUAUUUCAUUACAUUUUAAGUGUUCUUUUUAUUUCUCUUUGUUUCUGCUAAAUCUAGUUGUGAGGUUUUCUUGAGCCAUAGAAAAUAUCGUCUGUAUUUACAUGUUUACACAUGUUUGACUUUAGAGUGGACUUUUGGCAGUGGCUUCAUGCGUCGCCUCCUCCUGAGGGUCUGAGAUCACAUGAACCUGGACUGAGCAUGGAUCAGAGAGAGACCAGAGAGGACGGAGCCCCUCCCUCUAUAAAAGCUCACAGACCUGCUCCUGAGGCCAGAGGCGUCUCAUUCAAGAGUGAUCGCUCUAAAGGAGGAUGGAUAACAUUUAAAAGAGAACAUGGUCCAGAGAUCCACCAGAAACAUCCUCCAUCUGAACCUGGUCCCAUCUGUGAGUCCCUCAGGAGUGACUGGUCUAUGGACCGUCCACCUAAGUUUUCCACAGAACCAGUGGAGCAGCAGGGUCCAGAGGUCUCCAGUGGUCAGCACCAUCAGACACAGCUGGACUCCAUAUUUAAGCUUCUGGAGGAGGACAUCUUCACUUUUGUCCAGAAGGAGCUGAAGAAGCUCCACAAGGUUCUGAGUACAGAUUACCCAGAAUGCUUAGAGCCAGAGGAGGAUGAAGAGCAGAGGAGCAGCAGUGAGGCUGUUCUGAAGAUCACACUGAACUUCCUGAGGAGGAUGAAGCAGAAGGAGUUGGCUGAGCGUCUGUGGAGCAGGAGUUAUUCUGGAGUUUAUCAGCAUAAACUGAAGUCUAACCUGCAGCAGAAGUUUGAGUGUGUGUUUGAGGGCAUCACUAAAGCAGGAAACCCCACCCUUCUGAAUCAGAUCUACACAGAGCUCUACAUCACAGAGGGAGGGUCUUCAGAGGUCAACCAGGAACAUGAGGUCAGACACAUGGAAAGAGCCUCCAGGAAACCAGGCCCAGCAGAGACACCCAUCACAUGUGAAGACAUGUUUAAAGGCCCAGCUCACACACAUGGACCAAUCAGAACAGUGCUGACAAAGGGAGUGGCUGGCAUCGGGAAAACAGUGCUCACUCAGAAGUUCAGUCUGGACUGGGCUGAAGGCAAAGCCAACCAGGACAUACAGCUGCUGUUCCCGUUCACUUUCAGAGCACUCAAUGUGCUGAAGGAGAGAAGCUUCAGCUUGGUGACACUUGUUCAUCACUUCUUUAGUCAAACACAAACAGAACUCUGCAGCUUUGAAGACCUCCAGGUGCUCUUCAUCUUUGACGGUCUGGACGAGUGCAGACUUCCUCUGGACUUCACCAAAACCAAGGCCCUGACCGACCCCACAGAGUCCGCCUCACUGCACGUGCUGCUGGUAAACCUCAUCAGGGGGAGCCUGCUUCCCUCCGCUCACCUCUGGAUAACCACACGACCUGCAGCGGCCAAUCAGAUCCCUGCUGAGUGCGUCUCCAUGGUGACAGAGGUCAGAGGGUUCACCGACCCACAGAAGGAGCAGUACUUCAGGAAGAGGUUCAGAGACGAGGCCGACACAAUCAUCUCCCACAUCAAGACGUCCAGAAGCCUCCACAUCAUGUGCUACAUGCCAAUCUUCUGCUGGAUCACUGCCACAGUCCUGGAGUAUUUGUUGAAAAGCAGAGAGAGAGGAGAGCUGCCCAAGACCCUGACUCAGAUGUACAUCCACUUCCUGGUGGUUCAGGCCAAAGUCAAGAACAUCAAGUAUGAAGAAGGAUCUGAGACAGACCCACACUGGAGUCCAAAGACCAGGAAGAUGGUGAAGUCUCUGGGAAAACUGGCCUUUGAGCAGCUGCAGAAAGGAAACCUGAUCUUCUACGAGAGUGACCUGAGUGAGUGUGGACUGGACGCUGCAGAGGCCUCAGUGUACUCUGGAGUGUUCACACAGGUCUUUAGAGAGGAGUCGGGCCUGUACCAGGACAAGGUCUACUGCUUCAUCCAUCUGAGUGUGCAGGAGUUUCUGGCUGCUCUUCACGUCCAUCAGACCUUCAUCAACACUGGGAUGAAUUUACUUGUGGAGAAAAAGUCUGUAAUCUCCUUUUUAAAGUAUAACAUCAUUUACAGUGAUUCACUCAAGUUCUAUCACUCUGCUGUGGACCAGGCCUUACAGAGUCCAAAUGGACAUCUGGACCUGCUCCUUCGCUUCCUCCUGGGUCUUUCACUGUCGACCAAUCAGAGCCUACUACAAGGUCUGAUGACACAGACAGGAAGUAGCUCCCAAACCAAUCAGAAAACAGCUGAGUACAUCAAGAAGAAGCUGAGUGAGGAUGUGUCUGCAGAGAGGAGCAUCAACCUGCUCCACUGUCUGAAUGAACUGAAUGAGCCUUUCCCGUAAACAGUUGACGUAGCAGCCAUGUUGUUUCUGCCAGCAAUGAGUAGAAGCUGCAGUUCGUGUUAAAUAAGUGCUAAAAUAUCCUUCACAGAGUUUAAAGGAGCAUAUGCCUUUAAGACUUUUCUGCACAAAUGCGAUUUAUGUUUGACUCUUUCUUUGCUAAUUACAUCACGUUGUACAGACACGACACACUGUUAUAAUGAGGACUUUAAACUUUAAACUCAUUUUUAGGGAUGAUUAUUGAUUGAAACUAACCUGGAAGUGACACAAACAGAAUAAAAGUUAUAUCUCAGUGAUGAAGCAAAUCAAAUAUUGUGCAGAUUAUAAAGCCCUGAAUCUAUUGUACUGUUGUGUUGUUUUACCUUGAGUGUGUGUGUGUGUGUUGAUGUAAAUGUUGUGUUAUUUCACUUACAUGUGUAUCUGUUUUAUAUGUUGUAAGUAACAGUCGUUAAGAGAAUAAGGUAGUAUCUGUAUAAUUAUUCAAAAGUAAAACAAAGGUUUGUGUUUAAAUGUCAGGAUGACGUCUACAUGGAGUUGAAAAUACUGAACGGGGUGAGAUUAAAUCAGUAUUUUUACUUCUUCUCACUCCCUUUCCAGUGAAUAUAUGUUAUAAUCCCUAUAUACUCUGUAAACUGAAACAUGUGGACGUUUCUUUGAGCUCUGCAUAUGGUCGAAAUCAAAAGAAUCGAUCAAUAAUCAAUGAUGCAUAUAACUGUUGUCAUCUGCCUAAAUGUGUCUGUUCUUCACAUCAUAAACUUUUGAACAUUAAAGACGUGUUUCCUGUUUUCUGGUGCGUUUGAAUGUGUUCCAGAGGCUAAAGUGUGAUCACAUUUAUGUAUUAUGUAAUGUUAUAAAGUGUGAUGUAGUGGCGCCGCACUCGGCCCCUAAACACGCUCUAGAA
Molecule: messenger RNA, 4541 nt
Organism: Periophthalmus magnuspinnatus
Lineage: Eukaryota; Metazoa; Chordata; Actinopteri; Gobiiformes; Gobiidae
Product: protein NLRC3-like
Exons: 6
Coding region: 1445-3643 (732 amino acids)
Source: RefSeq, a predicted model, not a curated record